Messenger RNA from Xenopus laevis (African clawed frog), 2027 nucleotides. RefSeq lists its product as uncharacterized. The record is from RefSeq and is a predicted model, not a curated record. Bases 466 to 1623 code for a protein of 385 amino acids. The transcript is spliced from 11 exons. Lineage: Eukaryota; Metazoa; Chordata; Amphibia; Anura; Pipidae.
UGUGAGUUUCCUCAGGAGAAUAGACAGAAGCAGCUUCACUUCACAUUCCCAAAGCAUGCUGGGAGCUCACCGUGCAUUGUGGGAAGGAGGCAGAAUGGGUCACAGUGCUGAGUAACAUCCAGGAGUCGUUCUGUGGAGAAAAUGUUCAGAGUUGGCAGAUAGUGGUCGUUAGAUAAAUAGCAACAGGGAUAAAGUACAUUUUUGGUACUUCCAAGGCAGAAAGGCACCCUACAAUAGACUCUAAUUAGAAGCACUCGGCAGAGCUCGGGGAGUAAUGUGCUGCUAUUGAUACUGCAGUUUAGUGAGGGAUUGGGGUGAAUAAAUGCUGCGGUCACUGUUCCCUUAAGGGCUGAGGACAGGAGGAGGGGCUACAGCUGAGGGGGACGGCCCAGGGACAAGUAAGGGAACAAGAUGGAGCAACACUGGGAGGUUCUUUAGAUAUUGUCCCAAGAGUGAACCCCGAGAAUGAAGGGCCGCCUGACCCCAAUAAAGAGUGGGAUGGAUUCAGUUUCUGUAGUUGGUUUGCCAAAGCCAGAAGCAGAUGUAAUACAGAUAAAGAUAAAGGAAGAAGAUCUGGACUCUGGAGAUCAUCUCAUCCCAUUGGGAAGCUCAGUUGUGCCACUUACUGAUGGGGGACAUGGCUCUCCGUAUGCACAGUGGCGUAACUACUGUGGGGGCAGACCAUGUGACUGUAUCUGGGCUGGUGGCCCCUUCGGCCCUGAUGGAGGAGGGGCCGAGUCAACAGCAAAUGGUUCAAUAGGCUCUGCAGAUAAAGUGAAAUCAGAGAAUGAAGAGUUGGACACUGAGGAUCAUUUGAUUCUGAUAAAUAGAGGAAUGAAUAUCAUUCCUGGUGCCGGGAAAAAGAUGGCAGGCAUUGGCAUCCUAUCAGAUUUAGGACAGAGAUACUUUAUCAAAUAUCUGCUGAGCCACCGCUAUGAUUCCAUGCCCCUGUGGACGGUAGGCAGGCGACAGAAGAAACAACAUAUCAUGCAAAGACUUGGGAGGAGGGUGAGCCGGAAAUUCGGCAUUCACCUCAAUCUGCGUCAGAUCCAGAGGAUCUGGUCCGAUCUCAAGAGAAGGUGCCCAGGACUUGUGCUUGAGAUUAACCAGGAACUGGAAGGCUGUGCUGGAGACGUGGGAGAUCCCCCAGAGGCAGAAGAUGAAGAAGAGCCUGGCACUGCAGCUGGAGAUGAAGAAGUAAAUGACCCUGCUGAAGGCCUUGUGGGGCGAACAACUGUGGAGGCUGCUGGGCAGGAGGAAGAAGUGGAAGGAAGCUCCUGUGGGUGCCUUGGUUCCUCUAGUGAUGCCAAUAAAAUGCCUUCAGACACUGCACAAGGCCUUACAAACCGACCAACAUCGGAGGCUGCCAGGCAGGAAGUAGAUGAGAGGGAGGAAGUGGAAGAAUCUACUCGUAGCAUGAAAAUCUUCCAUUAUGAGAGGGCAUUGAGAGCCGUGCGCCAGAGGAGGGGCAGAAAACAGCUGGGGGGCAGCACAUUGGGGGGGCUGCACGUUACAGUGAGACGCAUGCAGCGGCAGCUGACACAAGUACAGAGAACUGUGAACAGUAUCUACUCCAUACUGCACAAAUAUUUCCUUAAAUGCCAGAAGGAAUCUGAACCCUAAAUCCUGCAGGAGACCUUGGCUAAGACACAAAAGUCUGAUGGUCCCAGACACCCCUGCUGAUAGGCCGGUUGCAGUGGAGCUGUUACAGGAAGCUUCUCUAUUGGUUGAGUCUACACAAUUACACCAAACAGUUUUCCCAGCGUCACUUAUUGGAAUCUUAGGAAUAAUUCACACUACGGGUCCUAUAGUAAAUCAACAGGUACGGGAAGGCAUUAUAGAUUUAACUAUUUCAUGUUUCCAUUCAAAAUGCCGGUUCCAGCUCACCCUUAAGGAUCGUUGGUCCGGGUGCACCGUGCCCUGGACCCCUCGCUAGUUCACUGGAUACAAUUUCCCAAAAGGAUAAAAAAUGUGAGAUCUUACCCGGACUCCGUUGUGACCCAGGUGCAGCCGCCCUGAGUCCGUCG